AUCUGUUGUCGGUACUUUAAUUGGCUUCUGCCUUUAUCUUUUUCAGUAGUAACUAUCACAGUGACUUAAAAUACUCAUGCUUAACAAAAGUUGACCUCCUUGCCCCAAACUAGGCUGCGGAGCUGGGCUUUCCCCAAUCUCAAGGUCCCCGGGUCUCCAAAAAGUGAGCAGAUCGGUGAGGGCCUAUCGGCCCCUAGGUGGAGCAAUUCGCGAAGGCCUGGUGGCCCAGCAGCGCGCGCUCAGUGGGAGAGGACGCUGUGGAGAAGUGGAGCGGCUCCUCUCCAUCUUGCGCCCAGAUGCUGCGUGUCCUGACCAGCGCCCUGAGCCUAACGCGGCCCUGGAGGCCCCCUGGGGCCCGCAGCAGCGCCUCGGAUGGAACGGCCCGGGACCCGGAGAUCCAAGUGCGCGCCCUGGAGGGUCCGGACAAAGGAAUCACCGAGAUUAUAAUGAACAGACCGCGUGCUCGCAACGCCCUGGGAAACGUCUUCGUCAGUGAGCUGCUGGAAGCUCUGGCUCAGCUGCGGGAAGACCAGCAAGUGCGUGUCCUGCUCUUCAGAAGUGGAGUGAAGGGUGUGUUCUGUGCAGGUGCAGACCUGAAGGAGCGGGAGCAGAUGAAUGAGGCUGAGGUGGGGGCCUGUGUCCAGCGGCUCCGAGGCCUGAUGAAUGAGAUUGCGGCCUUCCCUGCACCCACCAUUGCUGCUAUGGAUGGGACUGCCUUGGGUGGAGGCCUGGAACUUGCCCUGGCUUGUGACCUCCGAGUGGCAGCUUCCUCUGCUGUCAUGGGGCUGAUCGAGACCACCCGAGGGCUCCUCCCAGGAGCAGGAGGGACUCAGAGGCUGCCUCGAUGCCUGGGGGUGGCCCUGGCAAAGGAGCUCAUCUUCACUGGCCGACGACUAAGUGGGGUGCAGGCCCAGGCCCUGGGGCUGGUGAAUCACGCUGUGACCCAGAACAAGGAGGGCAAUGCAGCCUACCACCGGGCACGAGAACUGGCCCAGGAGAUCCUGCCCCAGGCCCCCAUUGCUGUGCGGCUGGGCAAAGUGGCCAUUGACCGAGGAAUGGAGGUGGACAUAGCAUCAGGGAUGGCCAUUGAAGGGAUAUGCUAUGCCCAGAACAUCCCCACCCAGGACCGGCUAGAGGGCAUGGCAGCCUUCAGGGAGAAACGACCCCCAAGAUUUGUGGGCAAGUGACUCCCACUUAAUCUCUAACAUGGGAGAUGCAUACCUUGAAGUGCAGGAUCCAAAAGGAAAAUUUACAGCGUGACUGCCCUCAUUAUUUCACCUCUCUGGGCUUCGAUUUCCUCACAAGGACAAUGACGGAUAUAAAACAAUUGAUAUGGUGCCUGGUACUAAGGUGCUGACCAUGCCAAAGACCACUACCUUCAUCAUUCAUCCUGGCUAGCUAAUAACUGGGGUCAUGUUUGCUUGGAGAAUACCUGUCUCCCUAUUUGAAUGAUAAACUAAGAAUUAAAAUGGACUCCUCUGGGUUUUUGUAUUGUUGGCUCUCAGGCCUGACCUCUGCCUUUAAGUUAUAAGGUACUCACCAGAAAUGGCAAGAGGUUGUAAGAUUCCUACCCCCCACCCCGGUUUCUAACUGUGCAGUUGAGGUCAUAAAAAAACCCUGAUAGGUGAGUAGGUGCCAGCAAUCAGGCUGCAGAUUCCAGCUCUCUGCCAAUUACUCACUGUGUGCCACAGCUUCCUCAUCUUCAAAAUGAAACUGUUGUGAGGAUCUUUUUAAAAGUAAAAUGCCUCAUGUUCAAUA
Messenger RNA from Phyllostomus hastatus (greater spear-nosed bat), 1758 nucleotides. It is a transcript of the gene ECHDC2, whose product is annotated as enoyl-CoA hydratase domain containing 2. Bases 297 to 1187 code for a protein of 296 amino acids. The transcript is spliced from 10 exons. Gene Ontology annotation, cellular component: mitochondrion. Gene Ontology annotation, molecular function: enoyl-CoA hydratase activity. Lineage: Eukaryota; Metazoa; Chordata; Mammalia; Chiroptera; Phyllostomidae. Gene Ontology annotation, biological process: fatty acid beta-oxidation. The record is from RefSeq and is a predicted model, not a curated record.